AUGUCUUCACUAGGCAAGAAAAAAGGAAGAAGAUACUCCAGAAUAGCUCCACACGAUGAUGAGAGCUCAUCUUUCUUCACUCCGAGUCCCAUGGUAGACUCGAAAGAUGGGAAAUCUGUGUCUGAGUUGGAUCUUCGCAGUACUGUGACAGGCAGAAACGAACCAACAUACAUUCCACCAUGGACUGAACCUUAUGUGAUUGGAAUAGCAGGUUUUUCUGGAUCAGGAAAAACCUCAGUCUCGCAGCGCAUAAUCCAAGAAUUGAACCAGCCCUGGACUGUUCUUUUGCUGUUUGAUAAUUUCUACAAACCCUUGACUCCUGAAGAUUAUAAGUUGGUGGCAGAAAACAACUACGAUUUCGACACCCCAGACUCUAUUGACAUAGACCUCGCAGUGGAAACACUUAGAUCUUUGAAGGAAGGAAAGAAAACGGAAAUCCCAGUGUACUCUUUCGCUCAACACGCGAGAACAGAUAAGAAAAUCACCAUCUACGGUGCUACGGUUAUUAUUAUAGAAGGGAUUUAUGCAUUGUAUGACAAGAGGCUUUUGGACUUGAUGGACAUCAAAGUUUUCGUCGACACCGAGUUGGAUUUGUGCUUGGCGAGAAGACUUACCAGGGAUAUCUUAUACAGAGGCAGAAAUGUCGAAGGAGUGAUUCGCCAAUGGGAAAGGUUUGUCAAACCUAAUUCUGUUGCUAGCGUAGCACCCACAAUGCAAAAUGCUGAUCUUGUCAUUCCAAGAGGCCUUGACAACUCAACAGCUAUUGAUGUGAUGAUUAAGCACAUUCAAAACAAGUUGGCGUUGAAAAGUGCCGAGCAUCUCGAAAGACUCAAGGCGUUGGGUCUCAGCAACAAGAUUGAGCUUUCCAGCCUUGAUAACUUGAAACUUCUUCCUAGAAAUAAUCACACGGCCGGCAUUCACUCCAUCUUGUUUGAUGUGCAUACUGAACGCACAGACUUCAUUUUCUAUUUCGACAGAAUAGCAAACCUUCUCAUCGAACAGGCCCUCGAGCAACUCACUUGCUUUGAAGAAACUUCGGUAUCGUGUCCUAGUGGCUAUGAAUUUAAAGGACUAAAACCAACACACGAUUUUGUGGCAGUGAGCAUUAUUAGAUCGGGAGACUGUUUCAUGAAUUCACUUCGCAAGACAUUCCCAGACAUUCCCGUGGGAAAGCUUUUAAUCCAAAGUGAUUCUUUGACCGGUGAACCACAGUUACACAUGGAAGCAUUGCCACAGAUAAAUGAGGAAUCCCAAUAUUUUUUGUUUGAUGCGCAAAUUAUUAGUGGAGCAGGAGCCAUUAUGGCUAUCCAAGUUCUACUUGACCACGAGGUGAAAGAGCGAAAUAUUGUAUUGAUCUCUUACUUACUGACCGAAGUCGGGGUUCGUCGUAUCUUUAAUGUUUUCCCCAACAUCACGCUUAUUGUCGGAAGGCUCAGCAAUAUGGAAGAAGUGAACCAGGAAUUCAACAGCGAAGGUUUCAAGGACACAGACUGGAUGUUCCGAAACAGAUUCAUCGAUUCCUUGUACUUCGGAACAGACUGA
Molecule: messenger RNA, 1542 nt
Organism: Clavispora lusitaniae ATCC 42720
Lineage: Eukaryota; Fungi; Ascomycota; Pichiomycetes; Serinales; Metschnikowiaceae
Gene: URK1
Product: uridine kinase
Biological process (GO): pyrimidine-containing compound salvage
Cellular component (GO): cytoplasm
Molecular function (GO): uridine kinase activity; ATP binding
Source: RefSeq, a predicted model, not a curated record